This is a messenger RNA of Zingiber officinale, 696 nucleotides long. RefSeq lists its product as uncharacterized. The coding region runs from base 1 to 696 and encodes 231 amino acids. NCBI's taxonomy places the organism in Eukaryota, Viridiplantae, Streptophyta, Magnoliopsida, Zingiberales, Zingiberaceae. The transcript is spliced from 2 exons. The record is from RefSeq and is a predicted model, not a curated record.
AUGUCGAAUGAACCUACAACUCUGACUUUUGUCUCGGAGGCUCAACUUUCUGACCGUGAAUCCUCAAUUGAAGUGGUCAAUUUAGAAAAAGUGGUUUCAAAUGUUGAGGGUACAAGAAAGUAUUCAAGUUGGACAAAGGUUGAAGACGAGGUCUUAGCGAGAAGUUUUGCCACUAUCAGUGAUGAUCCAAUAAUCGGCAAUGAUCAAAAGGCGGAUGCUUUUUGGGGAUGUGUUGCAAGCUACUAUAAUGAGAAUCUUCCCCUAGGUUCAAACACCAGAAGUGCAAAUAUUAUACGGUCACAUUGGCACAAUACAAUCCAAAAGAAGUCUACUGAUCACUUUGUGGCCACAAAGAAGAUGAGGACCUCAGAGUCGGGAACAAGCAACACCUCCUCCAACCAAGAUGUGAGUAUAGACCUAGAUGAUGAAGAUACUCGCCCAAUGGGACAAAAGGCAGCAAAAAGAAAGGAAAAAAACAAAGUAAAAUUGACCAUUGAGGAUCUGAUAGUAAACUACAAUAAUAUUAUCACAAAGUUCACUGAGUGUACAAGCGUGAAGAAGUCUGAAGUCGAUUUGAAACAAAAACAACUCGAAGUACAGGAUAUUAAGGCAAAAGCUGCCUUGUCCAAAUCUGAAGCUAAGAAUCGUCGCUUGAAGUUGAAGGAGUACAAAAUAUUGAACAAAGACACCUCGUAG